AUGAAGAUAACGUGUACGGGCUUGGUGUACGUCUUCAUUUCACUUUUCCUAAACACUAGUUGUGUCAAAGCGGUUUUUUCAGAUGAUGCAUUUGUCACUGAUUGGCAAUUGGCUAACCUGGGUCCUUGGAAGAAGAUUAUCCCUGAUUCUCGAGACCACAAUCGGGUUCUUAUCUUAUCGAACCCUACCGAGACAUCCUCCUUGGUUUCUUCGUUCAACGUUUCUUCGGGACAAAUUCUUUUCAGAAACGUUUUACCCUUCACUAUUGAUGAAAUUCAUCUCGAUAGCAAUGAUCAUAACGCAGUGGUCUGUGUGAACUCAUCGAGUCAACAAUGGCAGAAAUUCAAUUUGCACGAUUGGUUCUUACUAGACGAAGGCGUAAAUAACACCCCGGCUACGACCAUUUUGCCACAGCCCUUAUAUCCAAAUGAACAAAUAUUCGUCAAUGAUAAUGAAUUGCACAUCCUCAACAGGGAAUCAAGUUUGGCCGAGUGGAAACUAGAACUGCCUCAGGGGUUUAACAAAGUGGAAUAUUUCCAGCAUGAAGAUCCUUUGGCUCUGGUGUUGAACGUAAACGACACCCAAUAUAUAGGGUUCUCUAUCAAUGGAACAGAAUUGAUACCAGCCUGGACAAGAGACGAAUCACUAACGAAUGUGGUAGACUAUGUUGUAUUGGAUGUUUUUGAUUCUAAAGAUGUGGAAUUGAAUAAAGAUAUGAUAGCAGAGCUUGAUUCUGAUUCACUUUGGAACGCUUACCUGCUCAGAUUGACAACCAAUUGGAAACGCUUCAUGAGCCUAUUGAAAGAAAACCAUUUUUCACCAGGACGUGUGUUCACCAGACUUCUAGCUUUAGAUUCUAAGGAUACUGUCGCAUCAGAUCUGAAGUUUGGAUUCUCCAAAAUCUUGAUUGUUUUGACGCAUGAUGGCUUUAUUGGCGGUCUUGAUAUGAGCAAUAAAGGUCAAGUUGUUUGGAAACUCCAAUUGGAUAUUGACCAAGGUAUCAGAAUUUUCUGGACGGAUAAAAACCAUAACGAGCUCGUUGUUUUUUCGCAUGAUGGACAUUAUCUGACAAUUGAAUUUCUCAACAACUUACCAAUUGUCAAAUUAAGAUCUGCUUUGCCCGUAAGGAAGAAUGUUGGUUCUGUUAUCAGGUUGAAUGAACACCAAUAUCAAUACUUAAUUAAGUUUGACAAUGCAAAUCAUCUACUGUUUACGUUGGAUCCCCGCAAUGAUACAGAUGCAUUAGUAUCUUCCAAUCACUACGCAGGCUCACGGAUAUUUAUCACUGAACAUGAUAAGAAUGGUAUUUAUGGCUAUCUAAUCGAGAAUGACAUGAUUGAAAAAACUUGGCAAAGAGCUAUGAAAUCAAGUGAAAAGGUAAUGGCUUACGGCAGGAGAGACGAAACAAAUUUGAAUACCCUUGGUAUUACCUUGGGUGACAAAUCAGUUCUUUAUAAAUAUCUGUAUCCAAACCUUGCAGCUUAUCUAGUUGCUGAUGAAGAACUUCAUACAGUCACUUUCAACCUAAUUGAUACUAUUACGGGCGAAAUUUUAAUUACUCAAGAACACAAUGAUUCUCCAGAUUUCAGGUUUCCAACUGACAUCGUUUUUGGUGAAUAUUGGGUUGUUUAUUCCUAUUUCAGUUCUGAACCUGUCCCAGAACAAAAGUUAGUAGUAGUGGAAUUAUACGAAUCUUUAACUCCAGAUGAACGUUUGUCUAACUCAUCAGAAGAUUUCUAUUAUGAUCCAUUAACUGGUCAUACUAACAAACCUCAGUUCUUGACAAAACAGUUUAUUUUCCCGAAAAUUAUCAAAACAAUGUCCAUUUCUAAAACGACGGAUGAUAUUACCACAAAGGCGAUUCUCAUGGAAUUAGAAGAUGGCCAAAUCACAUAUAUACCCAAGCUCAUGUUGAAUGCAAGAGGUAAACUGGCGGAGGAAAUGACUAAUGAAGAUAAGAAGGAGUUCUUGGCCACCCCAUACACCCCAGUUAUACCAAUCAACGAUAAUUUCGUCAUCACUCACUUCAGAAAUUUAUUACCAGGAUCUAAUUCCAAAUUGAUAUCCAUUCCAACAAACUUGGAAUCUACAAGUAUCAUUUGUGAUCUAGGUCACGAUGUUUUCUGUACAAGAAUCACACCUUCUGGUCAAUUUGAUUUAAUGAGUCCUGCCUUCGAGAAAGGGAAAUUACUCAUUACCGUAUUUGUUCUGCUUGUGAUCACAUAUUUUAUUCGGCCUUCUGUUUCAAACAAGACAUUGAAAUCACAAUGGUUAAUUAAAUAG
Messenger RNA from Saccharomyces mikatae IFO 1815, 2283 nucleotides. RefSeq names its product Emc1p (gene EMC1). Gene Ontology annotation, cellular component: EMC complex. The transcript has a single exon. Gene Ontology annotation, biological process: protein folding in endoplasmic reticulum. Lineage: Eukaryota; Fungi; Ascomycota; Saccharomycetes; Saccharomycetales; Saccharomycetaceae. The record is from RefSeq and is a predicted model, not a curated record. Bases 1 to 2283 code for a protein of 760 amino acids.